GCCGCUCAGUCGACACCUCGGGACCGCCAGCAGCUACAACAGCAACAACAACAGCAACAACAACAACAGCAGCAACAACAGCUACAACAACAACGGCAGCAACAGCAACAACAACAGCAGCUACAACAGCACCAACAGCAGCAACAACAGCAGCAACAAUAGCAGCAGCUACAGGACGAGCAGCAGCAGGAGCAGCAAUGGCAUCGCUCCCAGCAGCUCCAGAAGGCUUCCCCGCCACUGUGGUGGUGGAAGUCAAAGUUCAGAGGUCGGGCGGAGUUCACACGUACAUCGUGACGGAGGUGGCCUUCCUCAACCACCCACGUGGCCUCAUCAGGAAGGGGGACCUCAUCCUGGAGGUGAACGGGGUCCCCCUGCAGCACGUGACCCCCUCGGAGCUGGGACUCGCCGUGAGCUCCAGCACCAUGCUCACCAUGGACAUCCAUCGCGAGGAGAGCGACCAGAGCCCGCGCAGUCCCAGACCCCGCAGCCCCCGGAGACCCACCACCUCCCAGGGAGGAGGGGCUCCGGCCGCCGUGGUCCCCUUCCCGGCCGUCGAUCUGAGUCGCGAGGCGGUGAUGCGAUGCAGCGGCUGGGAGACCGAGUGCCUUCCCCUGCACCUGAGCCUCACGGAGCAGCAGGAUGAUGCCCAGCCCGGCAACGGCGCGUGCGUCAAGCCGGGCCACGCCACGGUCGAGGGCUUGGACGUCGGUGACGGUGAGCGCGGCUGGGAGGAGCUGCUGGAGGAGGCUCUGGCGCGGAACGGCGAGGGCAGCCUGGCGCUCAUCUUCCGUCGGCCCGACUUCAUGGUGAUGAAGAUGCGUGGCCCCGAGGAGGCUUGCGGAGCCUGCGGGAGGCUCGACUGCAGCACGGAGCACGUGCAGGCGCGCCGCACCGCGCUCAGCUUUGCCGCCGGCCGCAGCGGCAGCCUCAGCAGCCUGGUGCUGCGGCUGCUGCUCGAGGAGCCGCGUGUGCGUCUGCUGGACGAGCGGGACAGUGCGGUGACGCGCGCAGCCGACGGCAGCGUGCGCGUGGCGCCCUGUCGCAGCCCCGCACCCGACGCCUUCUGCAUGACGAUCUUCCGCUUCAAGUCGACGGUUCCGGUGGACGCCGGAGAGCCGGUGGUGCUGGGAUUCUACAACUCCAACUGCUACUUGGCGUGCCAGGAGGGCAACGCACAUCUCGUGAAGCUCAUCGUGGAGACUCACAGCAGGGACGAGUUCAGGAGCAUCACCAAGAGCAGCGACCUGUUCCGCCUCAUCUUCUAUCGCAAGGAGUUCCCCGACAUGACCAUGAGGUUCGAGUCGGCCCAGUUCCCCUCCUGGUUCGUCUACAGCGGCGAGCGCCAACUCGUCCAGAUGCACAACCGCUUGAACACCAGCUACACGCUGCUCUCUUGACGGGCGACGAGGACGUGGUUGGGGCGACUUUGGGGCGACGUUUGGGCAAGAUUGCAUGUUCACCGGGAUAGUGGGGAGACAAAGACUGCCGGGUGUGGGGGCUUGGCCACCUUGCCCUCUCGUGCGUGAGUGUGUGUGAGUGUGGGUGCGUGUGAGUGUGUGAGUGAGUGUGUGAGUGAGUGUGUGAGUGUGUGUGUGAGUGUGGGGAGCGGUAGUGUAGCGGUUAGCGCGCUGCGCUAUGAACCUGGCGACCCGGGUUCGAUUCCCGCUCACGGCUAACACCAGUGACGAUUAUCUGAACCGGUCCUGGGCCUCCCUUAGGUCGACUCAGCCUUAAAUGAGUACCUGGUGCGGUGUGUAAACAUCGCCACUAGGGAGAAAAAGGCGGUCGGGCGUGGUGCUGGCCACCCACCCCCUCGUGUACCGUUCCGGCCUUCAUAGGUGCUCGCUAACAGCACUUGCCCCUACAGUCUGUUCAGGCUAUACGGGGGAUCUUUGUGAGUGUGAGUGCGUGUGAGUGAGUGCGUGAGUGCGUGAGUUAGUGUGAGUGAGUGUGAGUGAGUGUGAGUGAGUGUGAGUGAGUGUGAGUGAGUGUGAGUGAGUGUGAGUGUGUGAGUGCGGGGGAGUGGUGGUGUAGUGGUUAGCGCCCCGCUCUACGAACCCGCCGACCCGAGUUCGAUUUCCGCUCGCGGCCACCAACACCGUCGCCGAUUAUCAGAACCGGCCCUCCGCUAGGUUGACUCGGCUUCAAAUGAGUACCCGGUGCGGUGUGUAGUAAGAACACCGUCACUGGCGAAGACAAAGGGGGCCUGGCGCGGCGCUGGAUACCCACUCCCACGCCGUGGCGGCCUUCAUAGGUGCUGCUCGCAAACAGCUCACUCACUCUCAUCACCCACUCACUCGCUCACUCGCUCACCCACUCACUCGCUCGCUCACUCGCUCGCUCACUCACUCUCAUCACCCGCACGCUCACUCACUCUCAUAACCUGCUCACUCACUCACUCUCAUCACCCGCACGCUCACUCACUCACUCUCAUCACCCACACGCUCACUCACUCACUCUCAUCACACACUCGCUCACUCACUCUCAUCACCUGUUCACUCACUCUCAUCAUCCGCGCGCUCACUCGCUCUCAUCACCCGCACGCUCACUCGCUCACUCUCAUCACCCGCUCACUCACUCACUUUCAUCACCUGCUCACUCACUCACACUCAUCACUCACUCACUCUCAUCACCCGCACGCUCACUCACUCACUCUCAUCACCUGCUCACUCACUCACUCUCAUCACCUGCUCACUCACUCACUCUCAUCACCUGCUCACUCACUCACUCUCAUCACCCACACGCUCACUCACUCACUCUCAUCACCCACACGCUCACUCACACUCAUCACCCACUCACUCACUCACUCACCCACUCACUCACUCACUCACUCGCUCACUCGCUCGCUCACUCACUCUCAUCACCCGCACGCUCACUCACUCUCAUAACCUGCUCACUCGUUCGCUCACUCAAUUUCAUCACACACUCACUCACUCUCUCUCAUCACCCCCACGCUCACUCACUCACUCUCAUCACCCGCUCACUCACUCUCAUCACCCGCUCGCUCACUCUCAUCACCUGCUCACUCACUCUCAUCACCUGCUCACUCACUCUCAUCACCCGCUCACUCACUCGCACACUCUCAUCACCCGCUCACUCACUCACUCUCAUCACCUGCUCUCUCGCUCACUCUCAUCACCCGCUCGCUCACUCGCUCACUCUCAUCACCCGCUCGCUCACUCGCUCACUCUCAUCACCCGCUCGCUCACUCGCUCACUCUCAUCACCCGCUCACUCACUCGCUCACUCUCAUCACCCGCACACUCGCUCACUCUCAUCACCCGCUCACUCACUCGCUCACUCUCAUCACCUGCUCACUCACUCGCUCACUCUCAUCACCCGCUCACUCACUCACUCUCAUCACCCGCUUGCCCCCACGCGCGCUGUGUGUGGGCAUGUCAGGAGGUAUCCUAUUUUUAUAUUUAUUUAUACAGCUCCUCUGCUCGGGGCGCUUGGCAAUGGCUUGACAAACCGGGUGGCAGGGAAGGAAUGAUGCGGCUGGCAGGGUCUGUACGGCGAGGUGUUGAGGAAUCGGUGACGGCAGCGAUAGAGUGGUACUGGUGGGGGGUUCACGAUAGAGGAGUUCUUGCGGGUCACGAAGGGGGCGGGGGAAGGAGUGGAGGGGCGGGGGAGGGGGAAGAGAAUUGGCAAUGGAAAUGAGGCACGUGUGCGUGUGUGUGUGUUCAUGUGUUGGAACACGUGUGUGUAUGUUCGGACACGUGUGUGUGGUAUUUUUUUAAAACGGAAAAUAAUUUCGGGUUUCACGGUUAUAGCUUGUGUUGUCAUCGUUGAUACAGUGUGUUUGUGUGUGUGGUGUGUAUUAAAGAAUUAAAUAUUACACAACUUC
Messenger RNA from Lethenteron reissneri (Far Eastern brook lamprey), 3846 nucleotides. RefSeq lists its product as uncharacterized. The record is from RefSeq and is a predicted model, not a curated record. Lineage: Eukaryota; Metazoa; Chordata; Hyperoartia; Petromyzontiformes; Petromyzontidae. Gene Ontology annotation, biological process: inflammatory response; immune response. Gene Ontology annotation, molecular function: cytokine activity.